CUCAACUGAUAACGCUAAGCCGAGCUUAGCAGCCUCGUCCAUAUACGCCAAGCACACGGUCGGCUGGCCGGCCGCCGCCGCCGCAGCCACCUCCUCCGCACCUACUGCUGGUCGUCAAGCGCUAGCUUGGCGUCCAAUCCAGCCUGCUGCUCGCUCGUGUCCAUGUCCUUCUCCUCCGACGGCGGCCUGUGCUUCUCCGGUUGCCUCGAUGGAGUCGAGGAGCUCCGCGGCAUCGUGAUGUAGAUGGUCCACGGCGGCUACAUGAAGGGCCUCGUCCAAGCGUUCGGCGUCGUCGCACUGCGGAGGCCUCGGCCCCGGUCACUAGCCCCGUGGAGCUCCUUGUGGGGAGCUGGUUCUCGGAGCUGGACAUUUUUCGUGUUCAUCCUCUUCUUCUUGAUGUUUUUCUUUUUCUACGAUUUUCAGGGUAUUUUUGGUGCGAUUUUUGAUUCGAGAGAUAUACUGCAUCUUUUCGCAAACUUCUUUUUGGAUCUGUUAAUCCUUGAAGCUCGGUCCGGUUCAACAGCGCGCAGGGGAGAGCGUGCGCCGCGCAGCGCAGGUGCGCGUGGCUCGCGCGAGGCAGGCAGCCUCGGCCGGCGGGCAAGCGGCGGCGCGCUCAGCAGCAAGCAGAGGCACGUGCGGCAGCACCUGGAGGAUGGCUGCGCCUCCCUCCCCCCUCCUCGAUCUGAUGGAGAGCUGGAUCAAAGCUCUCAAGACCAUGGUGCAUGGUGCAGAUGCUUUGCAUCACGCGGCUGGAGCUACGCAUCAAGUGGAUGGCCUCCGGCGGCGGUGUCAGGUACUUCCUGCUGCUGACCACCGGGAAAGUGGCGGAGCGCGAGCAGGAGGCAGCCCACUCGUGCGAUUCGCGGAGGCGAGUGUCCUCAGGAUGCUUGAUUUUGUGGACACCGUUGCCGACGCCGCUCUAAAUGAUGACCAGGCGGCGGCGGAGACGCUCCCGGGGAUGCUGCAGGUGUACACCUACGUCGUGGAUGACUCGCCAUCGCCGGCCGUCCCGGCCGUGUUCAAAGAGGCUCAGGGCACCGCCUCCAUAUUCGAUGCCAUGAACGGCGUCUUCCUGCGGAAGAGGAGCAAGCUGAGCGACGCCGUAUGGAGCAUGGUGGAGAAGGUCAGAGCUUCCUUCAUGGCGGAUGACUGCCGGAGAAGAAGGCGUGGAGGCGGCGGCGGACGCGAAGGGCGGCGGCCGGCCGUGUGCUUGGCGUAUGCUAGCGAAUGGACGAGGCUGCGUAAGGUCGGCUCGGCCUUAUCAGUUGAGCCAAAGCCAUGUAAUCGGCUCAACACAUAGAAUACAGUCUGUAGGUGGGCCAACGUUGCCAGAAGCGUAGAAAAUGGUACGAGCCAGGUAGAGGAGAAAUAGUAAUGGCAUAUUUCGAAAUAGACGAAUAAUAAUGGCAUAACUCUGAACUUGCAAAAUUGUAAUGGCAUAAAUCCAAUUAACCCUUGAAUGAGUGGGUGAGGGUGGGAAGGCACGGUAAGUAAGGUAAAAAGAGGAAGAAGGAGGAGCCUGUGCAAUUCACGGACACACAGAAACAUGCGACAACCUUUUCCCUAUUUGAGUGGGGACAGGUGGGAACGGGAGACUUUGGCACCAGCCGUCUGCUGUCCAAAGCAGUGGAACACAAGGGAGACGCGGACCCAACAGGAGCACAGCAUGGGAAUGCAUGGA
Messenger RNA from Panicum virgatum (switchgrass), 1681 nucleotides. RefSeq lists its product as uncharacterized. Bases 653 to 1300 code for a protein of 215 amino acids. Lineage: Eukaryota; Viridiplantae; Streptophyta; Magnoliopsida; Poales; Poaceae. The record is from RefSeq and is a predicted model, not a curated record. The transcript has 2 exons.